AUGGCCCGGGACUACGACCACCUCUUCAAGCUGCUCAUCAUCGGCGACAGCGGUGUGGGCAAGAGCAGCUUGCUGUUACGUUUUGCAGAUAACACUUUCUCAGGCAGCUACAUCACCACCAUCGGCGUAGACUUCAAGAUCCGCACUGUGGAGAUCAAUGGUGAGAAAGUGAAGCUGCAGAUCUGGGACACGGCUGGCCAAGAGCGCUUCCGCACCAUCACCUCCACGUAUUAUCGGGGUACCCAUGGGGUCAUCGUGGUUUACGAUGUCACCAGCGCAGAAUCCUUUGUCAAUGUCAAGCGGUGGCUUCACGAAAUCAACCAGAACUGUGAUGACGUCUGCCGGAUAUUAGAUGUUCAACUGCAUCACAGAGCUGGUCCUCCGGGCAAAGAAAGACAACCUAGCGAAACAGCAGCAGCAGCAACAGAAUGACGUGGUGAAGCUCACGAAGAACAGUAA
This is a messenger RNA of Chrysochloris asiatica (Cape golden mole), 459 nucleotides long. RefSeq names its product RAB35, member RAS oncogene family (gene RAB35). The record is from RefSeq and is a predicted model, not a curated record. Gene Ontology annotation, molecular function: GTP binding; GTPase activity. The transcript has 5 exons. NCBI's taxonomy places the organism in Eukaryota, Metazoa, Chordata, Mammalia, Afrosoricida, Chrysochloridae. Gene Ontology annotation, biological process: endocytic recycling. Gene Ontology annotation, cellular component: endosome membrane; plasma membrane.